Tachysurus fulvidraco (yellow catfish) is the source of this 3435-nucleotide messenger RNA. RefSeq lists its product as uncharacterized. Gene Ontology annotation, molecular function: catalytic activity. The record is from RefSeq and is a predicted model, not a curated record. Lineage: Eukaryota; Metazoa; Chordata; Actinopteri; Siluriformes; Bagridae. The coding region runs from base 1083 to 1979 and encodes 298 amino acids. The transcript has 2 exons.
GCAAGUUAAGGGUUUUUACAAUUUACUAAUUUUGCUAUAUUGCUAUACAAAUAUUUUCUACUGUAUUUAUUUUUCACUUGAGUUUGUGUAUUAUUAUGAAAGUUAACAGUAAUUAUGUAAUCUAUUUUUCUGCACUUCUGCUACUGAAUCUUUAGCUGCUGUCCUUUUCUCCUUACACAACCUCCCUUACAACUUGGUAAAAGGAUACAUCUGCUACUGCUGAUUGUGCAGUGUGUGUGUGUGUGUGUGUGUGUGUGUGUGUGUGUGUGUGUGUGUGUGUGUGUGUGUGUGUGUGGCUAUAUUUACAUAAUACAUAAUUCACAGUCAAUUAUUUCCUCACUUUUAUUUUUUGCUCACAAUUAUUUCCUCACUUUUUUCUCCAUGUUCUGCUUUUCUAAGUUUCGAAUGCUCUCACACACUUGCUGAAAAAAAGUUACAAAAGUAAAUGUGUAGGCAGAAUUACAGAGUUUUAAUGUAAAAGAAAAAUAAUAAAUUGAUAGAAUGGUCAAAAACAUUUAUAUAAUAAGCAACAUGUUAAUUGUAAUUAUUUUCAUUUCACAUUCAUUUGUAUGUAAUUAAAAAAAACAACAGAGAAGAAUUAAAGAAGAAUACAGAAUAAAAUAUACAGUAUGUUUCCUGUGAAAAAAAAAUUGAAACAAUAUACUUUGUCAUUAUUGGCAUAAUAUAUACAUAAAAUAAUAACUACUGUGUUGUUAAUUUAUUUGAAAAAAAAAACAACAGAAAUAUACUGUAACAAAAUAGUGAUUUUGAAAUUGUGGUGCUGUAAAAGGGUAAAGUGGUAGCUCAGUGGUUAAGGUGUUGGCUUAGAGCUCGAAGGGUUGAGAGUUUGAAUGAUGUCUUGAUGUUUUGAAGGAAGUUUGCCCAACCACUAGAAAGAAAUAAUAUUUACUAUUCAUGCCCAAAAGGAAAAAUCUCAGAAUAAUGUGUGUAAAAUCCAACAAAUUUCCAGAAGCUCACAUCAAUGUAUGUAUGACGGGUCUGAGUGAACGCUGGCGCGUCUUGGCUGCCGCUGCUCUCCCCGAUAACAAUAAUUAAGCAUCAUAUACACUACAUAGACUACAAUGAGGAUCUAUUGCUUAUGGCUUGUACUUGCCUGGACUGUACUGCAUCUUGUACAGUCCGCAGUACUGUUUCAAUACUCUGCUGCUGAACUUUUGAGUUUCCGUCCGUGUUUAUAUGACUCAAUACCUCCUGUACUGCUUGCUCAUCCGGACAUCUUAUAUCUGCCUAGGCGGAAAUAUAUUCAUCGUGGCUCUCGGCGGAACUUCUGGUUUAAUAAAUCAAGUGAUAUAAAGUCAUUAUGGUCAGCUGUUCGACGCCCACCAAGGAACGCCGGUCGCCGCGCCGGUCAGCGUGUGCUGGCGAACCUGGCUAACUCGGCUAACUCGGCUACCAGACCAAGCAACAACAGCGCUGUCAGUUUCGGUCUUCUUAACAUCCGCUCUCUUACGAGUAAAGGGCAUCUUGUGCAGGAUCUUCUUGCAAAUCGCAAGAUUGAUUUUCUCUGUUUGACCGAAACAUGGCAGCAACAAAAUGACUUUAUUGCACUCAACGACGCCAUUCCGCCAGGGUUUGUUUACAUCUCUCAACCACGGGAUUCUGGUCGAGGAGGAGGUCUGGCGAUAAUCUACCGUGAGAAGUGGAGACUGAGGACGCUCCUGUUACAGUAUGCUGCUGUUCGAUUCAUGCUCUGUGUGGACCGUAAGAUUGUGAACGACGACAUCACUACUUUCAUCACUGCUGUUUGCCUAAUGUUUGGCAGUUACUACUGUUUCAACAUUCACUACCCUACUGAUCUGGCAUCUGUGCUUGACUUCCUGAAAAGGGCACAAAAGUUGUGGAAAAACAAAAAGCGACUCCAAGCGAACCCAAGAGUCUUCACCCUAAUCUCUGACCUUUCUGAUCAUGAGUGGCGAGAGACUUUGCAAAGGUGGCCUGCAAAUGGUUUCCAAGUUUAAACUUUAUAAACAUCGAAAUGUUGAAUUAAGUGAAGUCACUUUUAUUGUCAUAUCACCACAGCACAUGUACCUUGGUGAGUUAAAUUCUUUUGCAGAAACAAUUAUACAGAUAAUGACUUGACAGGUGAAAAUUGCAAUUUGCUCAUACAUAGUCAGUACACACUAUAGUCAGUGUACUAUUGGGCAUACUUAAAGUGGCACUACACAUUAUAUGCAAUAUGUACUUAUAUGUGUGUGUGUGUUUGUGUGUGUGUGUGUGUGUGUGUGUGUGUGUGUGUGUGUGUGUGUGUGUGUGUGUGUGUGUGUGUGUAAACAUAUUAUAUAUAAAAUAUUAUAAGGUGCAACAGAUGUUAAUGACUUGAGUUGUGGGGAAGUCGUGGCCUAAUGGUUAGAGAGUCUGACUCCUAACCCUAAGGUUGUGGGUUCUCGGGCUGCCACGGCUGAGGUGACUUUGAGCAAGGCACUGAACUCCCAACUGCUCCCCGGGUGCCGCAGCAUAAAUGGCUGCCACUACUCCGGAUGUGUGUUCACGGUGUGUGUGUGUUCGCUGCUGUGUGUGCUCUUUGGAUCGGUUAAACUCAGAGAACGAAUUCUGAGUAUGUGUCACAAUACUCAGCUGUAAUUCACUUCACUUUCACUUGUAACCACAUGUAUACUGGUAACAAUAUACUAUACUCUGUAAGCACUUGUACCUUCAAAUAUUUAUCUGAACCUUUACCUACUGUAUCUUCCGAUGCUCAGAUUAAAGUGGCAGUUUAGAACAGAAAAAUACAUUAAUGUUGUUUUAAAUGCCUGCCAGUCUUUGUUAAAAAAUACAUAGGACCACACUGAUGUCCUAGUCUAUUAAUAGAUUUUGAUGGGUUUUGAUGAUUUGAUGUAGGUUUGUGUUCAUCAAUAAGAAUGAAAGUACUCUUAAUAGUUUUUAAAGGUAAAAUCUGAAUGUUUAGAAAUGUAACUUCUAUCUCUUCUAGCUCCCAGCUAGUGUGAUUAAAUGAUGCUUUGAAUUCACUGGUUAUUUAUAAUAAAAAAUAGUAUAACAGCAUUUACAUAUUUAAUAAUUUUUCUUAGUUUAAAUAGUUUCCUGCCUGCUUUGUGAAAUAAUUAUAGGUUUUAACAGUAAUUAUUACAAAAUAAACCUUUAAAUUAAACAGUUUUGAGCUGUAAAAAAGAUGGUUAUGAACCGUAAUUAUUACAAUGUAAACACUGUAAUUUGACAGAUAUAAACUUUUUUAACAACAUAAAUAUUGAUUAGACAGCUAUAAACCGUAAAAAAAAAAAUACAGUAAUGGGUGCAAUCCCAUACACACAAUAACGUUCCUACUGUAUUUUUGACAGUAAAGUUCUGACUACUGUACAGCUGCUGUUUUUUUUUACCGUAAAAUAUGCGGUUUAUUGUUUACAGAGUCUGUUAAUCAAAACAAAAGAACAAAAAAAAAAUAGACGUUAUUUUAAAAGU